Messenger RNA from Lottia gigantea (owl limpet), 243 nucleotides. RefSeq lists its product as hypothetical. The annotation marks the transcript as partial. The record is from RefSeq and is a predicted model, not a curated record. The transcript has a single exon. NCBI's taxonomy places the organism in Eukaryota, Metazoa, Mollusca, Gastropoda, Lottiidae.
AUUCUCACAUAUAUCUCUAUACAAGGCCUUUCUCCAAUCUACCUAAGUGAUUUGAUAGAAACUAAAAAAGGUCUGUGUACACGUUCAACAACUAGAAAAGAUCUUGUUGUGCCUAAAACUUUGCGAGCUUACCCUGGUGAUCGUGCUUUUUCAGUUGCAGCACCUGUGCUAUGGAACAACCUACCAAAACAUGUCUUAAGACACACUUAUUUACUUGUGAAUACCAGAAUAUGGCGACUAUGA